AUGACAUUUGUUCAAUGCCCCGAUACCGUCACCACAGACAGGGGCGGGGUCAUUGAGAACAGGCACUUAGUCCAUGCGGCCAUCGUCGAUUCCACCGGCAAACUUCUAUUUUCUGUCGGGGACCCAACAAGAAUCACAUUGGCGCGAUCGGCUGCAAAGCCUAUCCAGUCACUGGCAAUUCUGGAAACUGGCGCAUUUGACAAAUUCGACUUUGAUGAUGCAGACUUAGCAUUGAUGUGCGCUUCACACAGUAGCGAAGAGCAACACAUCGCCCGCGCCCGGACAAUGCUUCUCAAGGCAAAUGCGAAUGAAGCUGAUAUGAGAUGCGGUCCGCAUACGCCGCUUUCUGGCGCUGUCAAUCGCGCAUGGAUCAAAAGCGAUUAUGCACCGACUGCUAUAUGCAGUAAUUGCUCGGGCAAGCAUGCUGGCAUGCUGGCUGGGGCCAAAGCGCUCGGUGCCGAGACUGAAGAGUAUCACCUUUCGAGCCAUCCGAUUCAACUGCAGGUGCGGCGUGUUUUUGAAGAGCUCUGCUAUCCGGACGAGAAGAACGUACCCUGGGGGCUUGAUGGUUGUAAUCUUCCGGCCCCAGCCACAUCACUUCGCCUACUGAGCAAGCUCUACGCCACAGUCGCUGCCUCUGCCGAUCAGCUUGAUAGCGACAACAUUGAUCAACAUACAAUCAGUCAGCUCCGCGCCCGCUCGUUGGCUCGAAUCUACCGCGCUAUGUCACAAUUUCCCGAACUUGUCGGCGGCGAAGGUAGGUUUUGUACCGAGCUCAUGCGCGCAUUCAAAGGAGACCUGAUCGGCAAACUUGGCGCUGAUGGGUGUUACGGAAUCGGUAUUCGAGAAUCGGAGCAGACCCGAAAGUUGGGGGCGAAGGGGGCUCUGGGAAUCGCAGUAAAAAUUGAGGAUGGGAACGUCGACAUGCUAUAUGCAGCCGUUGUAGAGAUCUUGAAGCGGUUGCACAUCGGAACGUCAGAAACACAUCAGGUCCUCGAGAGCUUCCGAUCUCCCAAGAUCUGCAACACGGUGGGGGUUGUCACCGGCCAUGUGUCCCAUUCAUUCCGGCUGCGUGCUGAAGUGGGAGCCUGCGAGUGA
Penicillium olsonii is the source of this 1098-nucleotide messenger RNA. Lineage: Eukaryota; Fungi; Ascomycota; Eurotiomycetes; Eurotiales; Aspergillaceae. The record is from the annotation of a GenBank genome assembly.